ACCAAAACUCCGUCCAACCACCUCAACAGGAACUGACGUCUCUUCGGUGCAAGUGGAUGGAAAAAAAAUGCAGCUGCAGGAAAAUUGGCUCCAAACACCACACCGCUAAAAGGUGAGACAUUUACAAUUUUUACAGUAAAUGUCUGCGUGAUAAAGUUUUAGCUUGCAGUUGCCUGAAAUCAGUGGUUGCAACUCCGUUGUAUCCGGCCGUUCCCCGUUUGAUAAAGCCUGCAUUUCUUCCUUGUUGUGGGGCAGGACCAAAGCAGUUGCCUGGGUACUUUUAAAUUAAUAAAUCAGUGCCCCACAAAGUACGGAGAAGUCAUGUGUUUAAAGAUUUGCUACACAACCAUUUGAGCCACACAGACUUAGAAGCCGUCCUACUCAUGGCACCUUCCAGUUGACAGAAUGGCCCAGAUAUCGAGCGGUAAUGGGUUCAAGGUGGAUGUCCCCAAGCCAAAGGGCGUUGUGGGUAAAGAGGAAGCCCUCCGCAUGGAGGAAGAAGCUUUUGCAAAAUUGCGAAGGGAUAAGAGGCCCACUCAUUCAGCUUCAGCAUCCUCAUCUUCCUCUGCAGCAUCCUCAUCCUCCUCAAAACCGCAACCAUCUAGAUCUACCACAACUGCUCCUCUAUCUUUACCCUGUGCUAGUAGACCCGAAAGAGACCUCAUUGUCUUCCCUGAGACCAAGAAGCAGGCAGAGCAGGACAAGUUCAGGGAUAUUGACGUGGACAAGCUGACCAAUGAGGAACUUGAAAAGCUCCUGCUGGAUGAAAACUUUGGGGUUAACAGCAAAGUGCCCCGUCCCUCAUCACUACAGGGGUUUAACCUCAGUGCCUCCUACCCUGGAGGCCUUCCAUGUAGCUCCUCUCCUUUCCAGAGCAGCCAGUGGACACCUGUUCUGUCCACACCGUCUAACUCUAAUGUGUCCACUCCCACCCAUCAGCCUUCCCCAAUGUUCCCCUCUGCUCCAUUCCCCAAACCAGGCACGUUUCAGAAUGGCUUCACUCCAACCAUGUCGCCCUUCAUGGCUCUGACGUCUCAGCCAACAUCCUUCAUGGCCUUCGCUCCCAUCCAGCCUGCUGCUGCCAUGGUCUUCACACAGCCAGCAGUGGACCCAGAGAUGGCUAAACUGUUUGACAAGAUUGCCAGCACCUCAGAAUACUUGAAGAAUGGCAAAUCGGCCAGCACUGACCUGGAUACUUCUCAAGCGGGCAAGGCUUCUCUGGCGCCCAACCCACCACCCCAGCAGCCAGCAGCGAUGGAAUCUUCUAGCAUCAGCCGUUUUGACUGGCUCGAUCUGGACCCACUCACAAAGCGUAAAGCUGAAAAUGAGGAAGCAUCCCCAACAUCAGGAGACACUGCGCAGACGGUACCAGAAGUCGCAGGGGAUCCUUGGGAUGCAGUUCUUGAGACUGAAGGGAACAGUAGUAGCAGUAGCCCCCCGCUGGAGGUGAAAGCAUCGCUUACGGUUCGCUCACAGCACAGGAGAGCAUCAACAGGAGCGGCUGUCACUAGGAGUCACUCGCUCAACAUCCCAGGGACCUCCUCCCAGCACAAACUAAAAAAUCAGGACAAGGGAAAAGGAAAAGGUUUGGUGAAGAAUGCAGCUCUGGAAGAACAGGACGCUCAAAACCUGGAGGUUGUUGCCUUCUGUGAAGACGUAGCAACUCUGCGCUCCAAAUUCCCUCAUACCGACGUGUCCACCAACCCUGGCUACGUCCUGAGCCCUGUCAUUACCCAGAGAGACAGCGGAGGUGACAAUAGCUGCUCUGUCAAGGUUUCCAUUGAAUUCUCAGAAUCUCAGCAGCCAGUUACUUUCACCUGUGACGUGAGUUCUCCAGUGGAGUUGCUGAUCAGUCAGACUCUCUGCUGGGUCCACGAUGACUUGAACCAGGUCGACUUCUCCAGCUACCUGCUCAAAGUCUGUGGUCAGGAGGAGGUCCUGCAGAAUAAACACAGCCUAGGCAGCCAUGAGUACGUCCAGAACUGCAGGAAGUGGGAGAAUGACAUCACAUUACAACUACUCUCUCACUCCACCAUGAGAAGAGACUUGGCACGCAGUGCGGAAGAUGACAACUCUGUGGUAGAUUUAGAGAAGCCCCUGAGCCACGUGGAGAGGCCAUUCAAAGAGAAUGUCACCAGACAAGGCCUGGCUGAUUAUUUAGAAGGCUAUCAUAAUCAAGUUGAUAUCUGCCAACAAAAUGAGAGUACCCAGUAUAAGACUGUGGAUCGUGUGGUGCAGACUUUGAAGAACCUAUGUUGUGCUCUGGACGAGGUGGAGACACAAGCCAUUACAGAGGCCAUCAAAAGGCUGCGACACUCCGUCAAUUUACCGAGGACACGCUCACCCAAGAUGGGAUCCACAUCGUCUGGUCAAUCAUCAAAUGGUCACACCAGUCCAGUGGAGGAGGGCCUGGCCUUACUGACACAGGCUGUCUAUGACCUGGCCAAGCUCUACUUGCGCUCCUUCUGCCCCCCAUCCCCCUCCUUCAGUUCACCUUCAGUGCCCCAAGCUGCAGACGUGGAAGGCGUAGAAGGGAAGAGCAGCAAAGAAGCUUCUGGUACCACAGACCACCUUCAGUUCACUCUGUUCGCCUUGCACGGCAUCCCGGCCAACUGGGUCAGCAGUUAUGAGAAGUACUUCCUGAUGUGUUCCCUCACCCACAAUGGCAAGAACUUGUUUAAACCGGUCCAGUCCAAGAGAGUGGGCACAUACAAAAGCUUCUUCUACCACAUCAAAUGGGACGAACUGAUCAACUUCCCCAUAGCAGUAGCUGUUCUCCCAUUGGAGUCCAUACUGAGCCUGACUCUGUUUGGGGUGCUGAAUGAGAAUGCCAGCGGCUCCCCAGACUCCAACAAACAGAGGAAAGCUCCAGAGCUGCUAGGCAAAGUCUCUAUGCCACUCUUUGACUUCAGACGGGUGCUUGCCAAUGGCAGCAGGUUGUUGUGUUUGUGGACUUCUGCCCAGGGAGCUGCUACUGCUGGCGGCUCUACUGGAAACCGCAAAAGGGUGUCUGCAGAGAGAAUAGUACUACAGGUGGACUUCCCCAACUCAGCGUUGGACGUUUUAUACGUGGGACCCAAGGAAGAGCCCAGACCAGAGCAUACACUGGAGGAGCUGGAUCCUGAUCUGCGACGCAAACUGGAGAAAAUCUGCAGCAGAGCUUCUAAUUUUGGGCUGAAGCGGGCAGAUCACCAGAUCCUAUGGGACCAUCGGCUCCACUGUCGGAAGGACCACCCCAGCAGCCUCCCCAAGGUGCUGGCCAGUGUGCCCAGCUGGGACUGGGCCAGCAUGGCUCACAUCCACUCCCUUCUGCAUCACUGGCCCCCUUUGCCCCCCGUCAUUGCGCUAGAGCUACUCGACUCAAAGUUUGCAGAUACAGAAGUGAGAAAUGUGGCUGUUAGUUGGAUUGAGAAGAGCAGUGAUGAUGAGCUGGCUGACUACCUGCCACAGCUAGUACAGGCAUUAAAGUUUGAGUGUCACCUAAAGAACGCCCUUGUCAUGUUCCUGCUGUCCAGAGCACAAGGCAACAUCAACAUUGCCCACUACCUCUACUGGCUGCUGAAGGACGCGGUGCAGGAUCCUGCCUUUGGACAACGCUAUGAGCGGGUGCUGGGUGCCCUGCUGUGUCUGUGUGGAGUCAAGCUGAGGGCGGAGCUGGAGAAGCAGACUCACCUGGUCACCCUGCUAGGAGCCGUGGCCGAGAGAGUCAGGCAGGCUGGGGGGUCUACACGACAGGUGGCGCUGCAGGAGGGUCUUGAAAAUGUUCAGAACUUUUUUCAGAGGAACAGCUGCCGGAUGCCCCUCAGCCCCAGCCUGGUGGCCAAGGAGCUAAACAUCAAGGCCUGCUCCUUCUUCAACUCCAACGCAGUUCCCCUAAAGCUGGCCCUGGUCAACGCCGACCCACUGGGACAAGAGAUCAAUGUUAUGUUCAAGGUUGGAGAGGACCUGAGACAGGACAUGUUGGCUCUUCAGAUGAUCCGCAUCAUGGAUCGCAUCUGGCUGCAGGAGGGGCUGGACCUCCGCAUUGUCAACUUUAAAUGCAUCUCCACUGGCAAGGACAAAGGUAUGGUGGAGCUGGUGCCAUCCUCCGACACCCUGAGAAAAAUCCAGGUGGAGUACGGCGUUACCGGAUCCUUCAAGGACAAACCGCUUGCAGAGUGGCUCCGCAAGUACAACCCUGCUGAGGAUGAGUAUGAGAAGGCAUCAGAAAACUUCAUCUACUCGUGUGCAGGAUGCUGUGUGGCAACCUACGUACUGGGCAUCUGUGAUCGCCAUAAUGAUAAUAUUAUGCUGCGCUCCACUGGUCACAUGUUCCACAUCGACUUUGGCAAGUUCCUGGGUCACGCCCAGAUGUUUGGCAGCUUCAAAAGGGACCGUGCUCCUUUCGUUCUGACCUCUGACAUGGCGUACGUCAUCAACGGAGGUGAGCGUCCCACCAGUCGCUUCCAGCUGUUUGUAGACUUGUGUUGCCAGUCCUACAACCUCAUCCGCAAGCACUCCGGGCUUUUCCUCAACCUGUUGUCACUGAUGACGUCCUCAGGCCUCCCAGAGCUGACCGGUUCUCAGGAUCUAAAGUAUGUGUUUGAUGCCCUGCAGCCCCACAACACAGAUGCUGAGGCAACGAUCUUCUUCACCCGGCUAAUAGAGUCCAGUUUGGGCAGCGUGGCCACCAAGUUCAACUUCUUCAUCCACAACCUUGCCCAGCUGCGAUUCUCUGGUUUGCCAGCCAACGACGAGCCCAUCCUGUCCUUCUCCCCUAAGACGUACACUUUGAAACAGGAGGGCCGCAUCGUCCACGCCUCCAUCUUCUCCUUCCAAAAGAGAUACAACCCCGACAAGCACUAUACGUAUGUGGUGAGGCUCCUAAGGGAAGGUCAGAACGAGCCCCAGUUUAUCUUCCGCACUUUUGAUGAGUUUCAGGAGCUCCACAACAAACUCACCAUCCUCUUCCCGCUCUGGAAGCUGCCGGGUUUCCCUAACAAGAUGGUGCUCGGUCGCACGCACAUCAAAGAAGUGGCUGCCAAGAGGAAGCUGGAGCUCAACAACUACGUCCACAACCUGAUGAGGAGCUCCACAGAGGUCACCCAGUGUGACCUGGUCUACACCUUCUUUCAUCCAAUUGCACGGGACGACAAGACCGAAGGCUUAGAUGCCACGCCCAGAGCACCAGAGCCUCCCCUGAGUCCCACUUCGGGUCGGGUGGAAGGAGAAGUAAAGCUCUCAAUCUCCUACAGGAACAGCAAUCUCUUCAUCAUGGUCAUGCACAUCAGAGAUCUGGUAUCAGAAGAUGGAACAGAUCCCAACCCAUAUGUGAAAACCUACCUGCUUCCAGAUCCACACAAGACUUCCAAACGCAAGACAAAGAUCUCAAGGAAAACCAGGAACCCUACUUUCAAUGAGAUGUUGGUGUACAGCGGCUACAGCAAGGAAACCUUGGGCCUGCGGGAGCUUCAACUGAGCGUGCUCAGUGCCGAGUCGCUGCGUGAGAACUACUUUCUGGGCGGCGUCACGCUCAGACUCAAAGACUUUGACCUCAGCAAGGAGACGGUCAAGUGGCAUAAACUUACGGCCGUCCCCUACUUCUAACCCCUCGUUGCCUCUCCCAAAGCCGGGGACGACUCCUUGUCUUCAGACAAAAAGCUGCGUUCACAUUAUAUGGGAAAGGUGGCAGAUGCGGCCUUACUUGAAAAUACUGGUCACUGCAGUUUUCAGUUCAUAAAAAUACUACUUCAGCACUUGGGGGGGGGUCUGGAGAUAGACCCUCAUUUUUGCAAGGAUUUUUGACAUCAUUAAAUUUCAAAUAUAAGCUGUGAUAUUUUCAUUUCCAAUUUAACAAACCAAAUGGACUGUUUCUUUUAAAUGACUCAUGUUGUAAUAAGUAUUUUUACGGCAAGAAACAGCUGUCCUUGUGGCUGAAAAACAUGCAUCAUCAAGUACAUGUGUUGAACAACUGAUAAGUAACAACCGGAUUCUUUAGCUUUUCAUCAUGGUAUCUUUACAGAUUUAAACAAGGUUGAACACACCAAGUCAUUGCUUAUAAUAAUAGUUAUGUUGCCUCAGCGGUUAUUCCCAUAUGACAUGAAUGCAGACCUAAAAACUCCUUCAGACGCACCCUCAAAGGGCGACCGAAGAAGCCGUUUCACAAACCCUCAAAGGCGAGCCUGCUCUCCAUCCUUUACUGUUUUUCUCUCUUUCAUUAAUUAAGAUUGUUUCUGUGACAAACAAUCUCCACUUACUUUGUCUCUCUUUUUCCUAAACUUUAACGAAGAGCUGUAAUGUUUUGUACAUUUUGAUAUUAGAGGACCAAAACGGCUUACUUUCAGAAGAGUAUAUAUAGAUUGACACAUUUAUUUUUUAAGGAAUAGAAAGGGGGUUCAUUUUUACAUUUUCCUUGUUUAUUUUCUAUUUAGACAAAUGAGGCGUCAGGGUGUGCUGCUUUGCAGCAGACACUUCUUUGGUAGAGUAGUCACACACCAGAUUCUAUGAAAUCAAAAGUGAUCUUAUGAUUUUCCAAGAAUGUGCCAAAAGUAAUGAGAAGGACGGCAAAUCAAACCACUCUCCCUAGUAGGGAGCUGACCAGGGGGCCCAUGUCUGUGCUCACAGUCCCUUUUUAAUGCUCAACUUGGCCUUAUUGCAAUAUACAUUUUAUUAACAAUGUGAUAUGUCCCUAUUAAAGAAAAUUCUAUAUUCUUUAAAACUAUAGCAGUAGUUCUGUCAGAGCAGGUCUGGUGCUGGACCGGCACCGUAAAGGUUUUUUGUAAUGGUGAACUGCCACUAAAUGCACACUACCGGUAUUUCUCUUAUGUUAUUACUUGACUAUUUUCACACAGCAAACAUUAAAGGGGCAAUUGUAUCAUACGCUUUGGAGCACACGCUUGUCUGAUCUCUGGAUGAAGAGAUUAUGGUUGACUAAUUGGGCUGAUCACAAGUCAGUUCGGUGUUUCCUUCAGGUGGCUAAAAACCAUAAUUUUUCAAAUUGCAGUUAAUGGACUGAGUUAAAACUGGAGUCAGGACCUGAGGCUGUUGGGGCAAGCAGUGCCACACUCACUCCCAGUGCCUUAGAGUGUUGUCAUGACGCCUUGAUGAGUAGCUGGGUAAAAUGGUUGCAAUAACUUAAACUGCUAGUGAAGUCCAGAUCCAGUCAAAACAUUUUGAUGAACACAGAGCAAUGCUGAAAAGGUAACUUUGACAUAAAAACAUCUUCACAAAAAGGGAACAUGAUUCUGAGUGUUAGCUGCUUUCCUCUUCACUCGCUAACUAUAAAUCUAAAGUUAUUAAUGUUUAAUAAAGCAAUUAAAUGUAUCUGAAAAGGUUUUUUUAAGAGAAGAUCUACAAGACAAUUAUGAUCUAACUAUGAAUAUUAGUGACUUUAUCCACUCUUAUGACUGUACAAAGAAAGAAAGCAGAGUUUGUAUUAACAUGGCCAGUUAUUUAUUCUUAAUUGGUGACCUGUAACCCGAAUGGAUCAGUGUGUACUGUAAUCCCUCUUUUUCCUAAAGCAAAUUAAAUGUUUUGGAACAAA
Molecule: messenger RNA, 7522 nt
Organism: Etheostoma spectabile (orangethroat darter)
Lineage: Eukaryota; Metazoa; Chordata; Actinopteri; Perciformes; Percidae
Gene: pik3c2a
Product: phosphatidylinositol-4-phosphate 3-kinase, catalytic subunit type 2 alpha
Exons: 33
Coding region: 406-5586 (1726 amino acids)
Biological process (GO): cell migration; phosphatidylinositol 3-kinase/protein kinase B signal transduction; phosphatidylinositol-mediated signaling
Cellular component (GO): plasma membrane; phosphatidylinositol 3-kinase complex; cytoplasm
Molecular function (GO): phosphatidylinositol binding; 1-phosphatidylinositol-3-kinase activity; 1-phosphatidylinositol-4-phosphate 3-kinase activity
Source: RefSeq, a predicted model, not a curated record